AUGUUAUCCAUAUUUUUGCUUGCCACAAUCGGUAACACCUUAUUAUAUUUCAUUCUUUACAUACUACAAUCGGAUGAUUAUCGAGUCAGGAAGAAGUUCAUAGGCAAGGUACUAAAUGCUGUUAUCUAGAAAUUUGUGCAAUUGUCUGAGUGGUACAUUUGGAUAUUCCAUUAUCCGGCCUUGGUAGUCUUUUUUGAGAACAUAGUUUGUGGUCCUUCGAUGGAUUGUUCUAUGAAUGCCGAGAGGAAAGUCUUAAUAGCCAUGUCAGUAUUAGGAGUGUGUUUUGGACUUUUCAACAUAUUUUUCUUGAGUGUAUUUUUCCAUAAUGACAGCAGUCAGAAGAAGGAUUGUUUCAAUACAGAAAAUUCACUCUAUUUAGCAAUGUUUCAUCUCUUCAGAGCUUUCUAGGCCUUUCUGAUUUCGUUUAGUUCUAAUGAUUACUCCUAUCUAUGGGUCAUGAUGAUCUGUAUAUUUUUAGGGUAUUCUUUCUUUCUUUUAAAUUGCUUGUUUUACAGUGGAUACAUGGCUUUUGCCACUUCUAUUAUACGUAAUACCUUCUUAAUCUUACUGAUUAUAAUGGUCUCCUCGAGUUUUUCGAUGAUGAUUGAUGAGUUGUAUCGUUGGAACACAAUUGAACAAUCAUUUGAGAAUUUCAGUCUUUUUUUCACUUUGUCCUUCAUAUUUUUAGUUUGUUGCUUUAUUUACAAUUUGAGAAACUCCAAUUAUGAAGACAUCAAUUAUGAGAAAGCCAGUGAAACUGAUUUUUCGAGAUAGGUUUUUAUAGUUAUUUCAUUGCUUGAAGUCACUAAUUAAGAUAUCAACGUAGAUUUGUUUUUUAAAGGCAUCUUAUAGAGACAUAUGGAAUAGGAGUGUCGACAUACCAUAAUAUAGGGAGAAGGCAGGUGUUUUUGUAAGAAGAAGAAAACUUUUGAUUCCAAGAAGAAGAAGGAAGUAAUGUUGGACGAUUGGCUUAUUCAUAAGAAUAUUUUCGUAAAGUUUCUGAUAAAAUCCUGGAUUGAGACUAAACUGAUGGAUAAUCCUAAUUCAAUUGAAUUGUAAUUGCUUUAUGCUCGGUAUAUGUUCUUUAAAUUUCAAAAUCAUUAAAUUUCAUUGCAUAUUUUGAAUGGCUUAGAAAAACGGUUUCUUUUUGUUAUCAAUAGAUAUAAGGCUUACCAAUUGAAAAUGAAAAUUAAACGAUACAUAAAACAUAGGAAUCAAGAAAGUUAUAGGGAGAAAUUGGAAAUCUAGAAUGCAUUAUAUGUUGAAGAUCUAAUUGAAACAAUAAAGAAGAACAUCAAUCAGAUUAUGAUACAAAAUUGUGCAUUUUGGAAGUGUUUAUAGAAGGAAGUGAUCGACCUGUAGGAAUUGGAUGAGUUACUCAAGAAUUAAUUUGAGAAGAUUGAAUAAACAAAUAAUUUAUGGGUGUAGAUUCAGAAUUAUUUGGAUUUCAAAAAAAAAUGGAAAUUUUAUUAUGCUUGGUUUACUCUCUAUAUAUAAAAUAAGAAAUUAAAAAAUAAAAUAUUAGAUAACUUCUAAGGAUUGUCAGUUAAUGAGAAUGAUAUCUUCUCUGAGGAAGUCCAAGAAAAUAAUGUAGAAGAAGACAUAGCUAGUGUGAAAUCAGAUUAAGAACAAAAAUUGGAUAUGGAUAAAAUUGAUAUAAAAAGCAAGAAAAUUAUAUUUGAUAAAAAAGCAUGUAUUAUAUAAACUACUGAUGAUCCUGAUGCUGUAAUCAUUAAGGUGAAUAAAUAAUUUACAAAGAUCUUUGGGUAUACUCAUGAAGAGGUUGCUAACAAAUUUCAGAUCACUUAAUUGAUGCCUGACAUUUAUUCAAAGGUACAUCCCUCCUUAUUGAAUGAUUACAAAUUGACAGGCAAGGGACAUGCUUUGUAUUCUUAGAGGAAGGUCUAUUGCAUUCAUAAAAAAGGAUUUAUGUUCACUGCCUAAAAGUUUCUAAAACUCUAUGUGGAUUUGAAUGGAUAGUCACAAUUUGUAGUUAUGAUCAGACCGACUGAUUUAAAUAAUGAGAAGAAGCAUGAUGUAAUAAUAUUGAAUUAAGACUGGGAAAUCAAUGGGAUGACUCCAAAUGUGAUUUAAUCAUUAUAAAUAGAUUAGUCAUUGUUCUAGAAACAAAAAUUACAGACCUUAAUCAAUAUUUUGUUAUUUGCACCAAAAUUAAUAUAAUUUAGUAGAGCAUGUCAAUUGAUCAAUGAAGAGACUGACUUAGAAUUGUUCGGGAUGUAGAAAAUCAAAAAGAAAAAAGAAGAACCUUUGGGAAAAUCAGUUAAACGUGUUAACAACAUGCCAGGUUAAUUCAAAAUAUAAGUGAACAUGACCAAUUCUAGUUCUCAUAAUCUAAUACCUGGGAAAAGUGGAAAUAUCUCAUAUGGUGAAGUAGACCUCUCAUCAAAUUAUCUACAGAUGCAAUCUUUAGAUGUGCCAGAAGAUAACAAACAAUUUUAAUAAUAAAUCAGCAAUGCUAGCGAGAGGAAUGAUGCUUAGGACUUUAAGAAUUAAAUCGAUUAGUAUUCUGAAAUGUAGAAGGAUAUAAAUGAAUAGUAAAAUAAAAAGGUUGAUGAAGAAAUUAAGAAAAUGUAUGAAACAUAGUUUUAGAACAAUUACAAAAGAAUUUAAACUAAAUUUGAAAGUAAUAUUCAUGCUGGAGGAGAUUAGAGUGAUGACAACAUGAGCAAGGAUGAAAUAGUUAAAUAGAAAGGACAGUUUGUUUUGGAUGGUAAAGUAAACAAUGGAGAACCCAUCUCUUUUCAUAUGAAACUCUCUGAUAAGUUUCUGCCUGCAUGUAAGCACUACACUGAAUCUAAAUACAAACUCUAUUAGAUCAAGAAACAAUAAGAUGAUCAUGUUAAACAAGAGGAGAAGCAAGACAAGGAAAGGGAAAAAGAUAAGGGCAAAUUGAAAGUUAAUGAUAAGAAACUAUUUUUUAAAUAAGGCACUUAAUAAAGAGAAUUCAAGAAAAAAGCUAGAUUAAUGUUUUAGAAAGCAGCUGAAAGAAGAAAAAAUGAUGAAGACAAAGGGUAUUAUGAUUUGAUAAAAGAGAUAUACUAAGAUAUCUUGAAAGAUUAGUAAAAAGUUAAGUCAUUUAAAAUUAUUUGCACAAUCUCAUUCUAUAAAAUAAGGGAUGAACGAAUUGGAAUAAUGAAGGUAUCCAACAUUUCAGAAAUACUCAAAAACAAAAUUCGUCAAAAUGUUCGUAAACAAUCUUAUAUGAUGUUAAAUAAAGGACUCUCUAGAGAUAUGUCAAGACUUAAGAGUAUACAAAACAUUGAUGGUGCAAAAUACUUAACCAUGACUAGUGAUGGAGAAAGCAAAAUAGUUUCACCUCAUCAACCAUAGUCAUCUCCAACCAAUUCAAAUGUCAAAAUCAAAGUAGCCGCCGCUAAGUCAAAUGGAUUGGGAUAUUAACUAUAGAAAGAGGACAAUUUGGAGGACUCGGAAGAAAAGGAUGCUUUGGUUGACUUUAAAGGAUAACCGAAAAUGAUCAAUUGGGAAACCUUUCAGAAUCAGUUUAAGAUGUAAUAAGGCACUUAAAGUUUCUCUUUAAAUGUUCUUGAUAACAUAUUUAGGAAAGAGGAUAAUAAUAGACCUAGGAAAUUGCUUGUCAAAAUCUCUUAUCUGACUUGGUUUCUACGUUUCAUGUAUGUUACAAUCUUAGCAUUAAAUCUAAUCACUUACUUUCUUAAACCUUAUUCAGACUUUUUACCAAUUAAAACUUAAUCCGCUCGUAUUUUACAAUUAUCGCAAAUGCAAACCUAUAUAAUUGAAGCUUAUGAUACAGUUAUGGAUUUGCUUCUCUACAAAAAUGCUGAUUUUAAAAAUUUACUAGUUGAAGGAGUGGCUCUGGAUACUCAGGAUAAAUUCUUCACUUACCAAACCUUAUAAAUUGAUUAGAGUUAUGAUUACUUAAAACUACAAAUUAGGGAUUUGAAUUUACAAGAAACCUUUUUAGAUGAAACAAUAUUUCAUAGUAAUUCUAUUACUGAUCUGACUAUUGCUUAAAUUCAAAAUGUGCCUAUUGUUUUAGAUUACAAGGAUGUGUUUACAAAGAUAAUUCUAGUAGAACACCAAGUGUCCAUUCUGUCUUCGGAGGAAUUGAUUCAACUAAAUGAAUCAAAUUCCUUGGUGAAGUAUAUGCGGAAUAUUACUGUUCCCACUCUCUAUUUAGAAUUUAAUGAUGCUGUCUUGCUCUUGGAAGAUAUUCUUAUCAAUAAAUCAAGUUCAAUGUCUGAUUUUGUGAUCAUUAUUCUGAUCUUGGAAUCUUGCAUUUUUAUCAUUGGAUUCUUUGGAUUAUUACUUAUCAUCUUAUGGAUUUGUCAGACCUUCAAAGCAGUACUAAAAAUGUUUAUUAUGAUCAAGAAAAACGAUUUGAAUAAGAUUGUCAAACAAUAGUAAUUUGUUCAAACUUAAUUUCAAUACAUAUUAAAUAAGGAUGAUGAUAUAUCAGGCAUUAUCCAACAAAAUGAUAGAAAACUAUAAAUCAACACUAAAACUAAUUUCUAAUAAUAAUAAAAUUUCCUACUAAUUAAUGAAGUUGAAGACUAAAACCUUACUAAAAGAAAGGACAAGCAGAUUCUUGAAAAGUAAUUACUUAAAAAAUUAACAAUUAAAAUGUCUUUAAUCUAUAUCUUAUAUGUGUUGUUUUCAUCCUCGGCAUCCUUAGUAUUUUUCUUAACAUUAAGCGACUCCUCAUAAUAAAUUACCAAAUUGAUUUCGACUGGUGCAGACUCCAUUUAAGAUUUCAGUGAUAGUUAACUUUUAUUAGUUUCAGUCAAAGAGAAAUAUUUCAAUCCUGAUUAAUAUAAUUAAAAUUGCUUAGAAUAAAUUUAGAAAAUUUUAGAAGAUCAAAUUACUGAUAUCAAAAGCACUCCUUCUAUUGAGAAUCCAAAUUAUGGCACAUAUUACACAAGCUUCCAAUCUAUAUAUUUCGGAAAUUUAUGUUAGUAUCUCUAAGAAAAUUCUUAUUUGGAUACAGUGGCUGCUGACGAUUGUUAGACUAUUUUAAAUGGUAAACUAAAAUAAGGAGUCGUGGCAUUUAAUUAAUUAUAUUCAUCUGUCACUGAAGAUUAUGUUUUGAAUAAGGAGACUAGAUUUGGAUAGAUUAAUUUGGAAACCAUUUGGCAAUAUAAUGUAGCCAUAGAUUACAUCAAGUCUGCCUUCAAAGCUUUACUAACUUCUUGGUCUAAUGAUCUAGGGAAUCUAAUUGAUCAAUACUUUACUCUAAUACUUGUUUUGAUGAUUGUCAUGGUAGUAUUUUAACUACUGGUAUUUAUAACCAUAGCAGAAAUGUAUUUAGUUAAUUAAUUGAAUAAAUCAUUUCAGUUCUAUAGGAAAAUAUACAAAUCAUAUAUGCCAAACGACAUCAUACAAAAAGAGAAGAUUAUUAGAGCAUCACUUAUUAAAUAUAGUAUUAUUAAAAGAUGA
Messenger RNA from Paramecium tetraurelia, 5436 nucleotides. RefSeq lists its product as uncharacterized. Lineage: Eukaryota; Ciliophora; Oligohymenophorea; Peniculida; Parameciidae. The transcript is spliced from 7 exons. The record is from RefSeq and is a predicted model, not a curated record.